UGUCCCCUGGUUCGCGAGAUCGUUGAGAGUGAGGCAGGCGAAAAGGCAUACUUCUAUAUUCUUUAUGAGAAGGUUUCCUUUUCUGGGCAGGAAUUUUGUUUAUCUGGCCUGUGGCAGUGCUUUUCAAGAUAAGGCAGUAGACAUUCUGGGCCAUGUUAGGUGAAUUCCUGACGUGGAUCGGGACGACUCUGGGGCCAGCGGGGUCGUGCCUGCUCGCCCUGGUCGUCCUCCUGCUCAUCUUCUCUCCCGGUGGUCGUCCCAAAAACUUCCCGCCAGGUGUACCGAUAGUGCCAGUGUUAGGCUCCUUACCGUUUACGAAAGGAACAGUCUCGCGGUCCUUACUGAACUCGCUGAAGAGGAAGUAUGGAGACUUGGCAAGUUUCGGCAUUUUCAACCGGAAGGUCGUUUUGGUCAGCAACUUGAAGACCAUCAAGGAAGUGUUCUCGCAGGCGAAGACAGCAAGUCGGCCGGAGCUGUUUCUCACAACCGUUAGGAAUAAUUUACUCACGGAUGGUAGACACACGUUCUUAGGGAUUCUUGGGUCGUCGGGAGAGCUGUGGCAGGAGCAGAGGCGCUUCGUCCUGCGCCACCUGAGGGACCUGGGCUUCGGCAAGACCAGCCUGGAGCCGCUCAUGAUCCUCGAAGUCAAGGAGCUGAUGGACCACAUCGCGCUGCAGAGAGAUAAGCCGAUUGCCAUGCAGCGCUUCUUCAGCCGGUCUAUUAUUAACGUGAUCUGGGCGAUGGUGAUGGGCAAGAGGUACUCCUACGGCGACGCCAGACUGGCCACCCUCCUGAAGACGUUCAUCGCGCCGGCCGACAUCAACUUCCUCUCUCCUCUCCACUUCAUCCCCGGAGUGCUCAAGUUCGCUCCUUACUUGCCGUUCCUGAAGAAAGACGUCAAGCCAUUCAUCAGCGUUACCAAUUUCAUCAAGCACGAAGUGGAAGAAUUCCAGCGUGACGAGGCGGCGAGGAAUAGCGACUGUCUGGCGGCCUUGUAUCUGCGAGAGAUUGAGGAGCACAAGAACGAGCCUUCCUUCUUUCACAUGGAUCAGAUGGUAUCCGUGAUUUUUGAAAUGUUCGUUGGAGGAAGCGAGACCACGUCGAGCACCCUGACCACGGCGGUGUACCUACUUGCCAAACACCCGGAGGUCCAGAAGCGCGUUCACGAGGAACUGGACAGCGUGGUGGACCGAGACCAGCUGCCGUCCUUCUCCCAGAGGGACCAGUUGCCAUACACACAAGCUACUAUACAUGAAGUGCAAAGGACGCUAAGCCUAAUACCGUUCAACUUGCCUCACGAAACGGUGGAAAACCUCACUGUUAAUGGCUAUAUCAUCCCCAAAGGGACAAUUCUCAUCGCCAACAUCCAGGACUGCAUGAAGGACCCCGCCUUGUGGAGGAACCCAAAAGAGUUCGACCCAAGGAACUUCCUUGAUGACGAGGGGAAUUACAAACGAAAUGAGGCUUCUAUGCCCUUUGGAUCAGGUAAGAGGCAGUGCGUGGGAGAGCCCUUGGCCCGCCUCGAGCUCUUCCUCUUCUUCGCCUGUCUGAUGCAGCGCUUCCACUUCUACGACGUGGUCCAGGAAUCCUCCAGCAGUAGCAACCCACUCUUCGCAACCGUGCCGAAGUACACAGUGAGGGCUAAAGCGAGAUUCUGAAACUCUUUGCUUCGUGUUAAAAGCAAAGGAACUUCACUGGAAACGACAUUUCCGAAAUAUGAUAAUAUCAGUGUUGACAAUUGUUACGAUAGAAUGCAGUUUGUGAUGAUUUUUUUAUUCUCUGGAG
Messenger RNA from Penaeus monodon (black tiger shrimp), 1785 nucleotides. Its product is annotated as cytochrome P450 2C42-like. The record is from RefSeq and is a predicted model, not a curated record. Gene Ontology annotation, biological process: xenobiotic metabolic process. Gene Ontology annotation, molecular function: iron ion binding; oxidoreductase activity, acting on paired donors, with incorporation or reduction of molecular oxygen, reduced flavin or flavoprotein as one donor, and incorporation of one atom of oxygen; heme binding. Bases 153 to 1658 code for a protein of 501 amino acids. NCBI's taxonomy places the organism in Eukaryota, Metazoa, Arthropoda, Malacostraca, Decapoda, Penaeidae. The transcript has 11 exons. Gene Ontology annotation, cellular component: cytoplasm; intracellular membrane-bounded organelle.